CCGCCUCCCCGCCGUCGCUUUCCGGCCGCGCUCCGGUUUUACGACGGUGUCGCUUGGCGGCAGGAGGUGCUGGGCUGGUCGGCGAGCAGCCAGCAUGAGGCAGAAGAGGAAAGGAGACCUCAGCCAUGCUGAGCUGAUGAUGAUGACGAUAGCUGACAUCAUAAAGCAAUUGAUUGAAGCACACGAGCAGGGAAAAGAUGUGAAUCUGAACAAACUGAAAACCAAGACAUCAGCAAAGUAUGGGCUCUCAGCGCAGCCACGUCUGGUUGACAUCAUCGCUGCUGUUCCUCCGCAGUACCGCAAGGCGCUGGUACCGAAGCUGAAGGCCAAGCCAAUAAGAACUGCCAGUGGGAUCGCUGUUGUGGCCGUGAUGUGUAAACCACACAGGUGUCCACACAUUAACUUCACAGGCAACAUAUGUGUAUACUGCCCAGGUGGACCGGAUUCUGAUUUUGAAUAUUCCACGCAGUCCUACACUGGAUAUGAGCCGACCUCCAUGAGGGCCAUCCGGGCCAGGUAUGACCCCUAUCUCCAGACAAGGCACAGAGUAGAACAGCUGAAGCAGUUGGGCCACAGCGUGGAUAAAGUAGAGUUCAUUGUGAUGGGUGGGACGUUCAUGGCCCUGCCUGAAGAGUACAGGGAUUACUUCAUCAGAAACCUGCAUGAUGCCUUGUCGGGUCACACUUCUAACAAUGUAGCGGAGGCCGUCAGAUAUUCAGAACGAAGCCUGACAAAAUGCAUCGGGAUAACAAUAGAGACCAGACCGGAUUACUGCCUGAAACGGCAUUUAAGUGACAUGUUAUCCUACGGCUGUACGAGGCUGGAGAUUGGAGUGCAGAGCGUGUAUGAGGACGUGGCCAGGGACACCAACAGGGGUCACACCGUGAAGGCAGUAUGUGAGUCCUUCCACUUAGCCAAGGAUGCUGGAUUUAAAGUGGUGGCACACAUGAUGCCAGAUCUACCAAACGUGGGUCUCGAAAGGGACAUGGACCAGUUUGUUGAGUUCUUUGAGAAUCCUGCUUUUCGCCCAGACGGCAUGAAGCUCUAUCCAACACUAGUGAUCCGUGGCACUGGUCUGUAUGAGCUCUGGAAGACUGGAAGAUACAAGAGCUACCCCCCCAGUACUCUGGUGGAUCUGGUAGCCAGAAUCCUGGCCCUUGUCCCACCAUGGACACGUGUGUACCGUGUUCAGAGAGAUAUCCCAAUGCCACUGGUCAGCUCGGGAGUGGAGCAUGGGAACCUGAGAGAGCUUGCCUUGGCCAGGAUGAAAGACCUUGGGACACAGUGUCGUGAUGUAAGGACAAGAGAGGUUGGAAUUCAAGAAAUUCACCACAAAGUGAGACCAUAUCAGAUUGAAUUAGUCAGAAGAGAUUACGUGGCUAACGGCGGCUGGGAGACCUUCCUGUCUUAUGAAGAUCCAGAGCAAGAUAUUCUUGUUGGACUUCUGCGACUGCGGAAGUGUUCAGAGGAGUCCUUCAGAACGGAGCUGAAAGGAGGCAUUUCCAUUGUCCGGGAACUGCACGUGUAUGGGAGCGUGGUCCCCGUGAGCAGUCGGGAUCCUUCAAAGUUUCAGCACCAGGGAUUCGGAAUGUUAUUAAUGGAGGAGGCAGAAAGAAUAGCCAAGGAGGAGCAUGGGUCAUGGAAAAUUGCUGUAAUUUCAGGUGUCGGCACAAGAAACUACUACAGGAAGAUCGGCUAUGAGCUGGAAGGGCCUUACAUGGUGAAAAGGCUGGACUGAUGCCCCAGGAGGUCCUCAUCCCACCCAGACUGAUCAUGGGAAGCAAGCUCAAGGUGAUGAACAUAAGCGAAAAACUAAAGCCUGCCAACCGCAAAGGACUUGCUUAUGCCAGAGCCCCCAGCAGCACGUGGGGCAUCUCCUCUGGGGAGAGGAGCUCUCCUGACAUCUGCCCGACCAGGAGAGGUGCAGUGAGGCUGCCACAUCUCCAGGACACGCUCUGAUCAUUGGGAUAGAGGACUGACAUGUAGUUGAACUGAAAACACCCAUGGUUUCUAUGGCUGUCAGCUGGCUUUUAAUCUUACAGCGUUGACAUUGUGUGGGUUAUUCUGCAAAUUGAAUUAAUUCUUUCCCUGUGCAUUUUUAUUUAUGCUGGGCUUGGCUGCUCUCUGUCCAUCCCAAGUGAUGCCCUUUGAUCCUUUUACCAUAGGAGGCCAUGAGGAAUGGAAGCCGUUCCUUGCUAGCAGUAGGAAUUGCAACUGAAACUUAAACAAUCUCUGCGGGAACACACAAGGAUCCUCCAAGGUCUCCAGUCCAACCUCAUUCUAAGCAGGUCCAAUUAGAUAUCUCCAGGACUGGAGAUAGUCAAUGGAUGUGGAUGGAGAGCCUGCAGCAUCUGUGUUCCUAUUCCAGUAUUCAACCAACCAUACGUUGAAAAAGUUUUUCAUAGAAUCAGAAUGGUUUUGGCUGGAAGGGACCUUAAAGCCCAUCCAGUUCAAACCCCCUGCCAUGAGCAAGGACAUCUGCCACUGGAUCAGGUUGCUCCGAGCCCCAUCCAAGCUGUCCUUGAACACCUUCAGGAAUGGAGCAACAUGUCAGGUAUUUUUCCAGGUAUCUGAUUGGAGUUUAGGAUGUUUCCUCUGUGCCUGUGGCUGUGCAUCUCUGUGAGAAGGCUGUUCCUGGUCCCCAAGCUUCUCCUUGCCCAUCCCAUUCUCCAAUGCCAUGACCAUCCUGCUGGCUUCCACUUCAGUUUAUCAGUCUGUGUUUCCAGCUUCCACUCCACCACCUCUCCAGCCCAUAGACCAUGGAUUUGGGCACAAGGAUGCCAUGUGGCAGUAGCAGCAGUGUCAGAGGCCUUGGCAAGGUCACAGCAUCCAAUAUCCACCACUCUCCCUUAUCCACACUGCUACCAUCUCAGCACAGCAGGCAGUCAGGUUGCUCAGGAUCUGCCUAUGCAGGAUCCCACCUGGCUCUUCCCAGCUCUCUUCCCUUCUCCAUCGUGGAGCUGGAAAGGGCUUGGGGGGGGUUGAUCCCUCACAAAGGUGAGGCUGAGUGCCCUGUGGCUCAUCAGAUCCUCCUCCUGGUCCUCCUUGGAGGUGGGUGUGAUGGUUGCCUUUUCCAGGCAUCAGGAAUUCUAUCAGGCAUGAUAGAAUCCAAGAUAUGGCAAACAGAGCAAGACGGGAUGCGAGAGCGAGCUGUGACCCUGACUGAAGAGCUUAGCACCUUCCUCGUCUCUCCCAGUACCUCGGUGGGGUGGGGAUGGCCCAGGGCAGUGUUCUUUGGGGUCAGAGAUUUGGGGUUUCAAAAGCAGUGCAGCUGCUGCUGCCCGCUCAGCAGAGCAAAACCAGGAGGGAGCUCUGACCUUCUCUGCUGCUUUUUCAGAGUAUUCCAAUCAAAAAUAGGGUGUAAAUCCAGAGCGGAGAAGUUGACAUUUGGGGUGUUACUGUGAUAAAUGACCUUGUCAGGAGCUUUCGCCAGUAGCGAGUGUUCGGACACACAUGAUUAACUCGGAGGAGGAGCGGCUCCGGGUGCAAAGCUCUUGCGGUGGCACUGCCACGCAGGAAAUGCGAUUUUGCCAGCGUGAUCUACUGCUGCUCCCCAACUGCAACUGGCGGGGCCAGCGGCCAGAACCGCGCUGGACGCUGCUGACGCAUGAGCGGCAAUGGCAGCGCAGAAAAAGCAGAUCCUUGCUGAAGGGAGACUACCUGGCAAUAAAGUCUUUGUUACUGAAUAUAAACUCUGAUGUCCUCUGUUUUAAGGGCUGGGGGUUGAAAAAAAAUACAGCCCAAGGUGUCGGUUCCUGCACCCGGUCCUGUUCGAGCCUCCUGCCCUGUGCCAAAAGGUUGAAUUAAAUAAGGGAGACAGAAGCUGCUGCUUCUGGAUUUCAUAGAGUGAUAGAAUCAUGGAGUGGUUUGAGUUGGAAAGGACCUUAAAGCCCAUCCAGUUCCAACCCCCUGCCAUGGGCAGGGACACCUCCCACUGGAUCAGGUUGAUCAAAGCCCCAUCCAGCCUGGCCUUGAACUUCUCCAGGGAUGGGGCAGCCACCACUUCUCUGGGCAACCUGGGCCAGGGCCUCACCACCCUCAUAGGGAAACAUUUCUCCCUAAGACCUCAUCUCAGUCUUUGCUCUUCCAGCUUCACAACCAUUCCCCCUCACCCUGUCCCUGCACUCACUGAUCAAGAGCCCCUCCCCAGCUUUCCUGGAGCCCCUUUCAGUACUGGGAGGCUGCUCUAAGGUCUCCCCACAGCCUUCUCCAGGCUGAACAACCCCAAGUGUCUCAGCCCAUCAUCAUAGCAGAGGUGCUCCAGCUCUUGGAUCAUCUCUGUGGCCUCCACUGGACUCACUCCAACAGCUCCAUGUUCUUCCUGUGCUGAAACUCCAUUUGUUGGAAUGGGGUUUUUUUCAUCCUCUGGGACACUGUUAAAUGGGCCUCGUUAAGCUUCUGACACCGUAAAGCAGAGGAGAUGGAAAAGGGAUGAGCGGGGAUGCAAUUUCUGUCCAAAAUCCUUAAAAUUUUACACAAAAUGUAUUGUUCCGGUGCCGCUGACACAGUAAUGAAUCAUUCUGACGCUUUCAGCUCCGACACCCGCUUGUUUUCAGGUACCGGCCAGAAAAGCUCACCAAUUCCCUGCGUCUGAAAGCGUGACCCUCCGGCAACUCUAGGAAAUGUUGGAUCCAUUGUUUGUUUUUAUUAAGGUCAAUGACUUUUGAGUUUACGAACAGCUUUAUCAAGAAAUAAAGCAAUUUUUUGUUGCGAGUCUUAUA
Molecule: messenger RNA, 4721 nt
Organism: Cuculus canorus (common cuckoo)
Lineage: Eukaryota; Metazoa; Chordata; Aves; Cuculiformes; Cuculidae
Gene: ELP3
Product: elongator acetyltransferase complex subunit 3
Exons: 15
Coding region: 95-1738 (547 amino acids)
Biological process (GO): tRNA wobble base 5-methoxycarbonylmethyl-2-thiouridinylation
Cellular component (GO): elongator holoenzyme complex; cytoplasm; nucleus
Molecular function (GO): acyltransferase activity, transferring groups other than amino-acyl groups; iron-sulfur cluster binding
Source: RefSeq, a predicted model, not a curated record